ACACUCCAAUCAGAAGAAAAAAAAUUCAAAGGAGGAAGAAGAAAUGAGCGUUAAUGGGGAGAACAAGGUCUCAGGAGGAGAAAGCACAGCUUCAGAUCGACCGGUUAGAGUCUACGCCGAUGGGAUCUACGAUUUGUUCCACUUCGGUCACGCUCGCGCCAUUGAACAAGCCAAGAAAUCGUUUCCGAAUACGUAUCUGCUUGUUGGAUGUUGUAAUGAUGAGAUUACGAACAAAUUCAAAGGGAAGACUGUGAUGACUGAAUCUGAACGAUAUGAAUCGCUUCGACAUUGCAAAUGGGUUGAUGAAGUUAUUCCAGAUGCACCAUGGGUUCUCACUACUGAGUUUCUUGAUAAGCAUAAGAUUGAUUACGUAGCUCAUGAUGCUCUUCCCUAUGCGGAUGCGAGUGGAGCUGGAAAUGAUGUUUAUGAGUUUGUUAAGUCGAUUGGGAAGUUUAAAGAAACGAAACGAACAGAGGGGAUCUCGACAUCGGAUAUAAUCAUGAGAAUUGUGAAGGAUUAUAACCAGUAUGUGUUGCGUAAUCUGGACCGGGGAUAUUCGAGAGAAGAACUUGGUGUCAGCUUUGUUAAGGAGAAGAGGCUUAGAGUGAACAUGAGAUUUAAGAAACUACAAGAGAAAGUGAAGGAACAACAAGAAAAGAUACAUACCGUAGCAAAAACUGCUGGGAUGCACCAUGAUGAGUGGCUUGAAAAUGCUGAUCGUUGGGUUGCGGGAUUUCUUGAAAUGUUUGAGGAAGGAUGUCACAAAAUGGGAACAGCCAUCAGAGAUGGGAUCCAGCAACGGCUGAUGAGGCAGGAAUCAGAAGAGAACCGGCGCUUGCUUCAAAAUGGACUGACAAUUUCCGAAGACAAUGACGACGAACAAAUGUCUGAUGACAAUGAAGAUCUCAGCGUGAGCACUUCGAAAUAGUAAAGAAAUGAGAGUUUUGGGCUCACGAUUCAAGUAUUUCGAGAUACAGGACCAAAGUCUACUAGAAUCCACAUUUGUUGCAAAGCUUGUUUAUUUCAAUUGUACAUUAAAAAAAAACUCUACUUCGCAAUCUCUACUUUUUAUUGUUUUUUA
Capsella rubella is the source of this 1081-nucleotide messenger RNA. Its product is annotated as choline-phosphate cytidylyltransferase 2. The transcript has 8 exons. The coding region runs from base 44 to 928 and encodes 294 amino acids. Gene Ontology annotation, biological process: CDP-choline pathway. Lineage: Eukaryota; Viridiplantae; Streptophyta; Magnoliopsida; Brassicales; Brassicaceae. Gene Ontology annotation, molecular function: choline-phosphate cytidylyltransferase activity; phosphatidylcholine binding. The record is from RefSeq and is a predicted model, not a curated record.